AUGUUGAAGCUCUCGAAAGACCAUCCAGACUACGACGUCACAUUGAGAUGGGUACCAGGCCACGAGGGAGUGCAUGGUAACGAGGAAGCGGACAAGGCCGCAAAGAAAGCUGCGGAAGGCCCAGCAAGUAACAGCCCCCCAGCUCUCCUACCACGAUACCUGAAGAACAGUACACUCCCCCUCAGUCUAUCGGCACUCAAACAAGACCACCGCAGGAAGAUGCAAAUGAGAUGGACCCAAAUAUGGGAGAAGUCCCCAAGAUUUGAAAGAAUGAACAGGCUUGAUCCCGCGCUACUCAACAGAUCAUUCGUAAAACUAACCUCAUCUCUCCCGAAACGAAUCACAGGACUUCUCAUAGGCCUCCGCACGGGGCAUAUAGCUCUCAACAAGCAUCUUCACCGUCUAAAUAAGUCCCCAUCGCAAUUUUGCCCCCAUUGCCCUAGAUCUACCGAAACCGUCCACCAUUUCAUCCUAGUCUGUCGCAAAUACAGAGUUGAACGCCAUACAUUAGCCGUCGCCAUCAGGAAAUCAUCGAGUGCCUUAUGCGCUUCUUAA
This is a messenger RNA of Suillus clintonianus, 555 nucleotides long. RefSeq lists its product as uncharacterized. Bases 1 to 555 code for a protein of 184 amino acids. Lineage: Eukaryota; Fungi; Basidiomycota; Agaricomycetes; Boletales; Suillaceae. The transcript has a single exon. The record is from RefSeq and is a predicted model, not a curated record. Gene Ontology annotation, molecular function: nucleic acid binding; RNA-DNA hybrid ribonuclease activity.